This is a messenger RNA of Papilio xuthus (Asian swallowtail), 2484 nucleotides long. RefSeq lists its product as uncharacterized. Lineage: Eukaryota; Metazoa; Arthropoda; Insecta; Lepidoptera; Papilionidae. The record is from RefSeq and is a predicted model, not a curated record. The coding region runs from base 221 to 2293 and encodes 690 amino acids. The transcript has 15 exons.
AAUUGUGAACGCGGCCUUUAUUUUAUCGCUUUCGCUUUUUGAAUAAGAAAAAUUGUGAGUUUAGUUAAAUUUCUGUUGUCAUGUAACUCGUAUUACAAAUAACUAAAAUAAAUAUUGGUGUUUUCAUUUUUAUUUGGUUUUGCUGUUAUUUCUUUUGCGAGUGUUCGUAAAUUGUAUUCAUUCUUUGCGGUUAGAGGAAAAUUUCCAGAAUAAUAUCAAAAUGGUGGUGAGAUGGUACAGAUUCAGGAAAUAUCAAAUUGUGAUUUUAUUUAUAUUGAUAUUGUGCAUCUUAUAUUAUAUAUCACUGCAAGAUAAUCUUGAUAGAGAGGAGAAUUUAGACAUAACAAGACGUAUAGAACCUCUGCGUAGUUUAAAAUUGAGCCGUGCACCUACUUUUGAAUAUCCAAAUGCACAUCAUUUAGGUCCUAAUGAUUUAUAUAACAGAAAGUCAGUGAUCGAAUAUAUAGAAGAAAAAUUAGAAGAAGCGUUGAAGGAAGACAAAGGUACAGGAUGUGAGAUACCAAAGUUGGAUCCCUUUGCCAAGGAAGUGACAAAAUUUGACAAGAUAUUGCCUAAAGUUGUAUGCCAGGGUAAAGAUUGGGUUAAAUGUUAUCAUUCAGAAUGCAGAGUGACUAAGGAGAUAUUAGAUACAACUACAGAUAUCGAAUGUAUAUAUAACGAUAUUAUAUACAUAAAUGAUGGAGAAUAUGUUAUUGGUGAAGAUAUAACAGUAAAAGGAAAUAACUCUUAUGUACUAACGAGAAGUGACCACGUUAAAGUUAAAUGUAUAGGAAAUCAUAUAGAUAGCAUAUUACCAUCAAAAUGGAAAGGUCAUAGUUUAGGAUUUCGAUCCUCUGUCCACCCCAAAACUCCACCACAGGGUAGAGAAAAUACUCUGAACGUCUUAAUAUUAGGAUUUGAUUCAACUUCUCAUAAUGGUUUUGUUCGACGAAUGCCGAAGAGUUAUCAGUUUUUAAAAGAUGAAUUUAAAGCAACUAUAUUACAAGGUUAUAAUAUAGUUGGUGAUGGUACCCCUGCAGCUUUGUUUCCAAUAUUAACUGGUAAAACGGAACUAGAAUUGCCCGAUGUUAGAAAGAAAAUGAACAACAACGGUAGUUUGGAUUCUAUGCCGUUCAUUUUUUAUAAAUUACAUGAAGAUGGAUAUCGUACUGCAUAUUUUGAAGAUAUGCCAUGGAUUGGUACAUUCCAGUACCGUUUCAAAGGUUUCAAACAUCGUCCAGCGGAUCAUUAUUUGAGAGAUUUUUAUCUAGAAGAAUCCAAUGGUGGUAAAAAAUGGUGGAAUGUAGGAUCAAGUAAUAGAUAUUGUGUAGGAGACACGCCGCAGUACAAACUUAUGCUUAAUAUAACUGACCAAUUUCUAAAGUUGGAUGGAAAGAAAUUCUGUUUCACUUUCAUAGCGGACAUCACACAUGAUAACUUCAAUAUGAUAUCCACAGCUGAUGAGGACCUGGUCGACUUCCUGCGAGGGUUCAGACAGGCUGGUCACCUGGAGCACACGCUGCUCAUGGUCAUGGGAGACCAUGGACCUAGAUACGCGUACAUAAGAGAUACAUUGCAAGGCAAAUUAGAAGAACGUUUGCCUUUAAUGGGUAUUGUGUUACCUGAAGUAUUGAAACGUGAGAGACCAUUCGUGGAGGAUGUACUGCGCACCAACGCGCAGGUGUUGACCACACCUCAUGAUAUAUACGCGACAGUACUCGAUGUACUCCACAUGAGGCAGCACUGGAACACGUACAGAGUCACAGGAGCUGAUCUAACUAGGGGACUCACUUUGUUGGAACCGAUACCAAAGAACAGGUCUUGUAGUGAGGCAGGCAUCGAGCCUCACUGGUGCGCCUGCCUCGCCUGGAGGAAUGUCACCGAGGAUGAUCCUCUCUAUCAGAGAACGGCUGAAGCGUUAGUUAAUUAUAUUAACUCUCUCACAGAGGAAGUUAGGGAGAAGUGCGUGCUCAGAACACUGACUUCCAUAUCUUGGGUGAUGCGUCAGCGCGGGAACAGUCGCAUGUUGUCGUUCGUAGCGGCAAAGGAUGGUGACGGAUAUGUCGGAAAGUUUGGUGCGAAAGUGCGCGUUCCCAGAGAGAACUAUCAAGUUAAAAUAAUUGUGGGUCCCAGUAAGGGUGUGUACGAAGCUUCGAUGCUGUACAUAGCCGCGGAGGAUAAGUUCGAGAUCAACUCACGUGAUAUAUCUAGAACUAAUGCUUAUAACAACGAGCCGAGUUGUAUAAGUGCGACACAUCCUCAUCUAAAUAUGUAUUGUUACUGCAACGACUGACCUUGGAAUGCACUCAAGGUCAACUUCAAUACAGUCAAGGUCAGCCACAAGGUCACGUUUAACAAUACCAAGGUCAUAUUCGACGGUGUCAAUGUCAGCUUCAACGAGUCCAACGUGACUGACAAUCCUAAAGUCACUUUCAACGUUUCAAGCGUGACAUAAUUUGGUGAUCAUUUAUUAUGCGAUUUGGG